CGACUAUUGAUUGCAGCUAAUUGAUGGAUGUUAGACGAACACCAGCCACUGGAAAAGUGUUCCCAACGGAUAUGUUUAAACUGCGGAUAAAGAGAUUUUAUAUUAACAUUGACACUCUUUUUUUUAAAUCUUAACGAAGGUGGAAAUAACACGACGUGCAAGUGUACAGCAAAGUAUAUGAAUGUGACAAAAUGAGUGUAUAUGACAUUUUUACAUUGCUCCAUUUCUAGACAUCCAACGUAGUCUAUACAACCAUCUCUUCGACCGAUACAACAAGGCCUUACGUCCUUCGAGUACUCCUAGCAACACGUUGAUAGUGGAGAUAGGAGUAGAACUUACUCAUCUCAUUGACAUGAAUGAGAAGCAUCAAACUUUGACAGCAAACUUAUGGCUGACAAUGGGUUGGAACGACUCGUAUCUCCGGUGGAACGACUCUGAGUGGAGAGGAAUAACUGCGUUAACCGUCCCAGACAGUUACGUCUGGAAACCCGACAUCGUUCUGUACGAAAAUGUAGACCAGCAUUUCAAAGGAUGGUCCAAGUCAGAGACGUAUGUGAAGCUCCACCACAGCGGUUACGUGUUGUGGGAGAUUCCAACCGUUACUCUGUCGUCAUGCCAGGUGAAUGUAUCGUCCUUCCCGUUCGACCGUCAGAAAUGUCCACUCAAGUUUGGACCCUGGAUCCACAGCAGCUACGAGGUGGAGAUGAGAAGCAUGGCAGAGAAAGGCAGUCUGAAAACCUUCAUGAUCAACGCGGAGUGGCAUGUCCUCUCCUUCGCCGCACACACGCACAUCAGGUCUUACGGGGAGGCAUUCGACAUCGGCACUCCUUAUUCUGACGUUACAUUUGUCCUAGAAUUUCAGAGAAAAUCCACCUUUUACGUCUUUAAUUUGUUGCUGCCUUGUUUGCUUUUGACAUUUCUCAUGUCGACCAUGUUUUGCCUCCCCAUGGAGACGGGAGAAAAACUGUCUUUUGGCGUUUCCAUUCUGCUCGCUAUAGUUGUGUUUCAGUUGGUGCUGAAUGAAGUUCUACCUGAAUCAGAAGAACUCCCAUGGAUAGGUCGGUACGUUAUCCUGGCGAUGAUCAUGAUGUCCGUGUCCCUGUCCCUGUCCGUGAUGGUGAUGAGCGUGUGCGACUGCUCCAUAACCGUCAGACCGAUGCCGGGGUGGGUCCGCACGCUCUUCCUUAAACUCCUGCCACGAAUCAUGUUCAUGGGAAACCUGUACAACGGUACCGGCCAACCGAGCAAGCUACCGACUGAUGAAACCGGGACAUUUCAGAUGGACCUUAAUAUCGUCAGCGAUCCACCAGAGCCAUACACGACACCUUUAGACCACAACGAUCGGUCCGAAUAUCAGGCUGGCUGGAAAGUCUUGGCAGUGAACCUGAGAAGUAUUGAGCGGAAACACAGCUUCUUCAUCAGCUACAUGAAAGAACUGGACAGAAAAGAAGAAGUGCGCAAAGAGUGGAGAACCCUGGCCAAGGUCUUGGACAGACUUUUCUUUUUAAUUUACAUAAUAACAUCUACUCUGUGCUUGGCGGCGUUUGUCGCGUACGUGUAAAUACAUCUGGUAGAGACACCAGUGCACCCCCACAAUAAAACUUAUUGUGACGAGCAAAUGGUGAACGACUUCCCCUUUUGGGAAGAUGUGGCCUCUG
Messenger RNA from Branchiostoma floridae (Florida lancelet), 1658 nucleotides. RefSeq names its product neuronal acetylcholine receptor subunit alpha-10-like. Lineage: Eukaryota; Metazoa; Chordata; Leptocardii; Amphioxiformes; Branchiostomatidae. The coding region runs from base 353 to 1561 and encodes 402 amino acids. Gene Ontology annotation, molecular function: extracellular ligand-gated monoatomic ion channel activity; transmembrane signaling receptor activity; neurotransmitter receptor activity. Gene Ontology annotation, biological process: monoatomic ion transmembrane transport; chemical synaptic transmission; nervous system process. Gene Ontology annotation, cellular component: neuron projection; synapse; membrane. The transcript is spliced from 6 exons. The record is from RefSeq and is a predicted model, not a curated record.